Messenger RNA from Pimephales promelas (fathead minnow), 1066 nucleotides. The record is from RefSeq and is a predicted model, not a curated record. Lineage: Eukaryota; Metazoa; Chordata; Actinopteri; Cypriniformes; Leuciscidae.
UUUGAAUGGUUGUGUAUGUUCAUGGCCAGUGCUGCAAAAUAAUUUUAGAUUAUUAGCAGCCGCUCGUUUGCUGCAAGCUCAUUAUUGUUUCUUAUUACAGAACAUUGUUUGUGCUAGCUAGUGGUAAAGAGCAAUGCAACAAUUCAUACAUCCAAUUUGUUAGACUUGACUAGAAAUGUGCUAUUGUUCAUUUUUGCAAUUCACAUCACUUAGCAGCUAAAACUUUUCUUCUGUUUUGUGUGUUUCAGGUGUUUUAUGAAUUCACAGGCUCAGCUACUCAUUUGAUGAAGUGGACUUGUGGAAGUGCUGAAAAAAGACCUAGAUCACCAGCAGAUAGAUAACCUGAUGUCUGACACGUUCUCCAAGCGCAGAAAGGAGAUCGUAGGGGAUCAACCUCUCAUUGGGGAUGUCAUGGCUAGAUGGCCGGCCAUGUUCUGUGAGAGACAGGUUCGGGCAGAGUUCAAAAGAGUCGUAAGCACAGACCUUCUCGAAUCGUUUCUCGACGGACUUGAUGACCUGGCACCAAGACUGCUGGAAGUGUACGAAGCUGCGACAAAGUCGGCAAAGAAGCCUGCACUGAAAGCCAUUUUGGACUGUCUGAAGAAAGACGACACAAACGAAAGGAGAAGGACUGCUGCUCUGCUGGGUCUGCCACACUACCUAAGAGAAGAGCCAUCAGACAUCAUCAGGAUGUGUGAUGCCCAUGGUGAGACUCUUGCUGAAGCCAUGGAGGGGAUGCAACUUGGCCUGUUGAUAGGCUACGAAGGUGACAACCAGGAUGCCUUUCCACAUGAGAUCUUCAAUGUGGCUGUUGUGGUUGAGGAGACUGUUGUGCUUCACAACUUCAAGGAUGUGCCAUCGAGCUUUGCCAUGCUUUUGGGGAUUAUCUACUGUGUGAACCUUGAGUAUCCACAAGCCAUGAAGUAUUCUUUUGAAUUCCUUCAGAGGGUAGUGAUGAAGAUCAAACCAGAUCAAGCUUCUGCCAGAGUCCACGGCAUUCGAAACAAGCUCCUGAGGUAUAAUUUGUAAACAAUGCUACACCUGAGAAUGGUUUGGAAUUCUUUUC